Messenger RNA from Marmota monax (woodchuck), 3399 nucleotides. It is a transcript of the gene Sardh, whose product is annotated as sarcosine dehydrogenase. Gene Ontology annotation, cellular component: mitochondrion. Lineage: Eukaryota; Metazoa; Chordata; Mammalia; Rodentia; Sciuridae. The coding region runs from base 491 to 3250 and encodes 919 amino acids. The transcript is spliced from 23 exons. The record is from RefSeq and is a predicted model, not a curated record. Gene Ontology annotation, molecular function: oxidoreductase activity; protein binding.
GGGGGGGCACCUCUGGGCUCCUGCUUACAGUGAGGCUGGGUUGCGGGCCAAGGCCUCGGUCCUGUGGCUAAGCCUAUACCCACCCCCUGACCCCCAGCCAGGGCCGUCCCGAGCUCCCUCCCCAGAGCGGGCAGGACAGCGAGUUACUGUUGAGGCAGCUGCUUGCAGGGGGCAGGCAAGAGGCAGACAGCUGCCCCAGUCCCCAGUCCUGCCUGGGGACAGCCUGGACUGGCUGGGCAGGAGGCGGAGCGGCACGUGGCAGCUUCCCGGCCAGGGCCGGCAGCUUUGGCACUGGCAGUGUGAGGGAGAACAGAGGCUCCUCCUCCAGGCACUGCUCCUGAGGUUUCCGGAAGACCAGGGAUCUUCAAGGACUAAAGGUCCCUUCCCUGUCCUCCCUCUAUGGACAGCCCCACUUCCCAGGUCCUCUCUGGACACCUGUCAGCGCCUGACUCUCUCCCCAGCUCCUGAGGUGUCGAAGCCCAGAGUCCCCAUGGCCUCACUGAGCCGAGCCCUGCGUGUGGCCACCACCUGCCCUCGAAAGAGACCUGCCCAGGGCCUGCGUCUGCAGCCCCUAGCCAGUGUGGCCGGUCCCACAACUGAGAAGAAUGUACCGUAUCAGCGGACCCUGAAGGAGGAGGCACAGGGCCCCUCGACAGCAGCCCGAGGACCAAGCCAGCCCCUGCCCAGGACAGCUGAUGUGGUGGUCAUUGGUGGGGGCAGCUUAGGCUGCCAGACCCUGUAUCACCUGGCCAAGCUGGGCGUGAGUGGGGCUGUGCUGCUGGAACGGGAGCGGCUGACAUCUGGGACCACCUGGCACACAGCAGGCCUUCUGUGGCAGCUGCGGCCCAGCGACGUGGAGGUGGAGCUUCUGGCCCACACGAGGCGGGUGGUCAGCCGGGAGCUGGAGGAGGAGACCGGGCUGCACACCGGCUGGAUCCAGAACGGGGGCCUCUUCAUCGCCUCCAAUCGGCAGCGCUUGGACGAGUACAAGAGGCUCAUGUCGCUGGGCAAGGCUUAUGGCGUGGAAUCCCAUGUGCUGAGCCCGGCAGAGACCAAGGCUCUGUACCCACUAAUGAAUGUGGACGACCUUUAUGGGACCCUGUACGUGCCACAGGAUGGGACCAUGGACCCCGCCGGCACCUGUACCACCCUUGUCAGGGCGGCUGCUGCCCGAGGAGCACAGGUCAUUGAGAACUGUCCAGUGACUGGCAUCCGUGUGCGGACAGAUGACUUUGGGGUGCGGCGGGUCGCGGCUGUGGAGACCCAGCACGGCUCCAUCCAGACGCCCUGUGUGGUCAACUGCGCAGGAGUGUGGGCAAGCGCCGUGGGCAGGAUGGCUGGAGUCAAGGUCCCACUGGUGGCCAUGCACCAUGCCUACGUUGUCACCGAGCGCAUCGAAGGGAUCCAGAACAUGCCCAACGUCCGGGACCAUGACGCGUCUGUCUACCUCCGCCUUCAGGGGGAUGCCCUGUCCGUGGGCGGCUAUGAGUGCAACCCGGUCUUCUGGGAGGAGGUGUCGGACAAGUUUGCCUUUGGCCUCUUCGACUUGGACUGGGAUGUGUUCUCCCAGCACAUCGAAGGCGCCAUCAACCGCGUCCCUGUGCUGGAGCGGACAGGGAUCAAGUCCACUGUCUGUGGCCCAGAGUCCUUCACGCCCGACCACAAGCCCCUGAUGGGGGAGGCACCUGAGCUGCGGGGGUUUUUCCUGGGCUGUGGCUUCAACAGUGCAGGAAUGAUGCUGGGCGGCGGCUGCGGGCAGGAGCUGGCCCACUGGAUCAUCCAUGGGCGCCCAGAGAAGGACAUGUAUGGCUACGACAUCAGGCGCUUCCACCACUCACUCACGGACCACAGCCGCUGGAUCCGCGAGCGCAGCCACGAGUCCUAUGCCAAGAACUACUCCGUGGUCUUCCCCCAUGACGAGCCGCUGGCCGGGCGGAACAUGAGGACAGACGCCCUGCACCAGGAGCUCCUUGAACAAGGCUGUGUGUUCCAGGAGCGGCACGGCUGGGAGCGGCCGGGAUGGUUCAGCCCUCAGGGGACCGCUCCGGUCCCCGACUACGACUACUACGGGGCCUACGGGAACCAGGUGCACCAGGACUGUGCCUACACCAGGCUGCUGGGGGACGAAUACACCUUCGAAUUCCCGCCCCACCACCGUGUGAUCCAGAAGGAGUGUCUGACCUGCAGAGGGGCUGCUGCUGUGUUCAACAUGUCCUACUUUGGGAAGUUCUACCUGCUGGGGCUGGAUGCCAGCAAGGCUGCCGACUGGCUCUUCUCUGCAGAUGUCAGCAGACCCCCAGGCUCCACGGUGUACACCUGCAUGCUGAACCAGCGCGGGGGCACCGAGAGCGACCUGACGGUCAGCCGCCUGGCCCCUGGCCCCGAGGCCGGCCCCCUGGCUCCUGCCUUUGAAGGGGACGGCUACUACCUGGCUGUGGGCGGGGCUGCGGCCCAGCAUAACUGGUCGCACAUCAGCACCGUCCUGCAGGACCAGAAGUUCCGGUGCCAGCUCAUCGACAGCUCCGAGGACCUGGGCAUGAUCAGCAUCCAGGGCCCAGCCAGCCGGGCCAUCCUGCAGGAGGUGCUGGACGCUGACCUGAGUAACUCGGCCUUCCCCUUCUCCACCCACCAGCUGGUGAGAGCCGCCGGGCACCUGGUCCGGGCCAUGCGGCUGUCCUUCGUGGGGGAGCUGGGCUGGGAGCUGCACAUCCCCAGGGCAUCCUGUGUGCCUGUGUACCGGGCAGUGAUGACCGCGGGGGCCAAGCAUGGCCUGGUCAAUGCCGGGUACCGAGCCAUCGACUCCCUGAGCAUCGAGAAGGGCUACCGGCACUGGCACGCGGACCUGAGGUCAGAUGACAGUCCUCUGGAGGCCGGCUUGGCCUUCACCUGCAAGCUCAAGUCCCGCGUGCCCUUCCUGGGUCGCGAGGCCUUGGAGCAACAGCGCGAGGCGGGCCUGCGCCGGCGCCUGGUGUGCCUCACCGUGGAGGAAAAAGUGCCCAUGUUUGGCCUGGAGGCCAUCUGGAGAAAUGGGCAAGUGGUGGGCCACGUCCGGAGGGCUGACUUCGGGUUCACCGUGGACAAGACCAUCGCCUACGGCUAUAUCCAGAAUCCUAGUGGUGGGCCGGUCUCACUGGACUUUGUCAAGAGUGGGGACUACGCCCUGGAGAGGAUGGGGGUCACCUAUGCUGCCCAGGUCCACCUGAAGUCUCCCUUCGACCCCGACAACAAGAGGGUGAGGGGAAUCUACUGAGGGGCCGCCCAGGGGCCAGCACCAGCCGCCCUGCUGCGCCAUCUACUGCUUCCUGCGUCCCAGGACCCUGGGCCCCAGCCAGACAUGGACCUUCCCCACCCUCAGCCCCGGCCUGAUAAAACUCCAAACCAGGAGUGGAGAGAGACCAA